AAUCAAGCAUUAACAUUUGUUGUUAUUAGGACUCGACGACCAAAGGUUUCAAUAUCAUGUAAAAAAUCAACUUAUGCUACUUAACUAAGUAAGAAAGUAACUAAAAAAAUGUUUAUCUCCUAUUGAUGGUCCAUUUGAAAUCAAACUCAACCUGGACCAAACCAUUCUUCAAGUAUGGUUUAAAAUAAUACCAAUGAAACCCAUUUCGUACUAAUUUGUGUGACUUAACACAAUGAGGUAUUUUGAAACAAAAUGAAAAGAUUAGUUAUCUUAUUAACUAGUCCAAACUUUGAUGGCAUAUCCGUAAAGCAUCGAACUUGGAGGACCGAUUUGUUGGUCGUUACUCGUUAGAGAUCGUUGCCGAUCUGGUCCGCAAAGUUUUAAGGACGACGACCAUCGAGAAAAGAUCCAAAGAACGGCAUAACGAUCCGCACCCCAAAAGAAAAUGAGCAAGAAACUUUUCUAUCAUACAAAAAGAAAAGGAAAAGGGCAAGAAAAAUCAGACAAACAAACCAUUUUUGGGAGGCAGAAGGAAGCAGCGACCCGGGCAGCCAGCAGUGUUAUUAUUCCUUCUUCUUCUUCUUCUAUUCUCCCCCGAUCCCCUCGGAGAAUUCUCUCCCUCUCUCUCUCUCUCUCUCUCUCUCUCUGCCUGCCGCAGCAAUUAUACUGAAAUAACUAAUAUCUUUGAAGAAGUUAAGGAAAGUGUUCGUUCCCAUCAGAACCCAGCGAAAAGGGACACCAAAGGUGAGAGCUUUUCUUUACUCUGUUUAUCUCAGUUCUUCCAUCCAUCCAGCUUUCAAUAUUUGAUCUGUUACUUCGUACUCUCCGUACACACCCUCUUCCUUUUCUCCCUCUCUCUAUGAUUGACCAACCCACUUUGCUCAAUUGUCUUCUUUCAAUCUCAGCCUCAAGUGCUUCAACUAGGAAAGAAUACCCUUUUCAAUUUCAGAUCUUCAUUUGGUAAAAUUGAGAAUUUCCGCUGCUUGUUUGCUUGGUCUCCUUAGUUUUGCUUCUGCAUUUGUUUACCCAUCUUGGUCUAUUGAUUAGUUAGCAAUUUGAAUGCUGAUAAAGUUUUGAUCUUUGAUCUGGAGCUGCUACUGGGCUACCCUGCUUUUUUUGAAACUGCUUCAUGUUCUCUAUGUAUUUCUCUGUUCUUCUGCAAGUUCUGAGUGAAUUUAUCUGCUCUUGAGCAGAAAUGAUAAUGACAUGGAAGUUCCCUUCUUCCCCCCUUUUGUGGCUUUUUUCAGAGUUGAUUCCUCUCUAAUUUGGCUUGUAAUCUGAGUGAAGUCGGGACUCAGCUUCAAAAUAAAGGCAGUUUUAUGUAGAGGAAUCCUGCAUAGCGGGAAUUUGCUAAACCCUAAUUCUCUAGUAAGUCAUUUGGUGAGCUGUGAGAAAAUUUGCUGGCCAAUGGAGGCUGCAGCAUUUGAUGCCAGGGUCUCCUUAGUUUUGCUUCUGCAUUUGUUUACCCAUCUUGGUCUAUUGAUUAGUUAGCAAUUUGAAUUCUGAUAAAGUUUUGAUCUUUGAUCUGGAGCUGCUACUGGGCUACCCUGCUUUUUUGAAACUGCUUCAUGUUCUCUAUGUAUUUCUCUGUUCUUCUGCAAGUUCUGAGUGAAUUUAUCUGCUCUUGAGCAGAAAUGAUAAUGACAUGGAAGUUCCCUUCUUCCCCCCUUUUGUGGCUUUUUUCAGAGUUGAUUCCUCUCUAAUUUGGCUUGUAAUCUGAGUGAAGUCGGGACUCAGCUUCAAAAUAAAGGCGGUUUUAUGUAGAGGAAUCCUGCAUAGCGGGAAUUUGCUAAACCCUAAUUCUCUAGUAAGUCAUUUGGUGAGCUGUGAGAAAAUUUGCUGGCCAAUGGAGGCUGCAGCAUUUGAUGCCAGGGUUCCACAACCAGAAGGCGAAGAGAACUUAAUAGAAGCUGCGAAGCAAAUUGUGAAGGCUUUAGGGUCGGGAAAGAAUCUCACGGAUGAUGCAAGGAAAAUUUUGGCUGACCUGGGCACCCAAUUGUCCACCAUAAACAUAAUCAGUGAGGACAAGGACGGCGACAUAGGCGAGCUCGAGGCACAGUUGGAUGCAAUUCAGGAGAAGAUUGCGAAUUGGGAGGCUGACCAGUCUAUGAUAUGGGAUUCAGGUCCCGAUGAAGCUGGUGAGUAUAUGAAUGUCACUCUAGAAGCCCAAAGAUUGAUUGAAAGAUUGGAGAAUUUUUGCCCUGAUGGUGGUGGUGGAGAUGAUGCUGGUAGAAGGGAUUUGCUACGCAGGGCGCACGAUGUGCUUCAAAUGGCAAUGGCAAGGCUCGAGCAGGAGUUUACACACUUGCUUGUACAAAACCAGCUACCAUUUGAGCGAGACAAUGUAGCAUCUUUCCGUUCAAAUGAAGAUGAUGGUCUCGAUUUCAACUCGUUUGUCUCCAAUGGUGAUGAUCUUGAGGACCCGAGUAUUAGAGAUAGCAGCGUCAGCAGGAGCUGGGAGGAGCUCGCCAUUGAUAUGGUACACCCUGAUGCUAUCCCGGACCUUAGAGAUAUUGCUGAGUUGAUGUUUGUUUCUGGUUAUGGUCACGAAUGUACACAAGCAUAUAUCACUGUUAGAAGAGAUGCCUUGGAUGAGUGCCUGUUCAUUCUCGAAAUGGAGAAACUGAGCAUCGAGGAUGUACUGAAAUUGGAAUGGGGGAGCCUUAAUUCCAAGAUUAAAAAGUGGAUCCGAGCUUUGAAACAAUUUGUCCGAGUCUAUCUUGCCAGCGAGAGUUUCCUCAGCGAGCAGAUCUUUGGACAGCUCGAGCAAUCAUCAUGGUCAGUUUGUUUCAUCGAGGCAUCAAAGGGAUCAAUGCUGCAGCUGUUGAACUUUGGGGAAGCCAUAUCUAUCGGUCCUCACAAACCAGAGAAGCUCUUUCCUAUCCUUGACAUGUACGAGACCCUUUCAGGUAUGAUUCCCGACCUAGAUUCUCUAUAUGCAAGUGGAGCUGGUUCGUGUGUUAGAACCGAUUGCCACGAGCUUCAAAGAAGGUUAGGCGAUUCAGUUAGGGCAGCAUUUUUGGAAUUUGAGAAUGCAAUCGCGACGAGCACUUCAACAAUUGCUUUCGCUGGAGGAGGGAUCCACCAUUUGACACGCUACGUUAUGAAUUACCUCAAUACACUCACUGACUACCAGGAAUCGUUGAAUUACCUCCUGAAAGACCACAAUAGACAGAAUGCUGUUGUUAUGUCGCCUGAUCUAGCUCCGUCAACAAGGCAAGAAGACGAUGCCAGCGGGGAACCUGCUGCAGACGAUUACGCAACCAUGGCUCUACACUUCAGGUCGGUCACUUCGAUCCUGGAGUGCAAUCUUGACGACAAGUCGAGGCUGUACAGGGAUCCAUCAUUGCAGCAUGUAUUCAUGAUGAACAAUGUCCACUACAUGGCACAGAAGGUGAAGAAUUCAGCAGCAUUAAGGCACGUGUUCAAGGACGAGUGGAUCAGAAAGCGCAACUGGAAGUUCCAGCAGCACGCGAUGAGCUACGAGAGAGCCACGUGGAGCUCUGUGCUGUCCUUGUUGAAAGACGAAGGAAACUCCCAUCCGGGAUCGGUCUCUAAAGCUCAGCUCAGAGACAGGCUGAAGAAUUUCUACGUGGCGUUCGAGGACGUUUACCGGACGCAGACGUCAUGGAACAUCCCCGAUGCUCAGCUACGCGAGGAUCUACGGAUCUCAACCUCACUCAAGGUCAUCCAAGCAUACAGGAUGUUCAUCGGGAGGCACACGAACAGCAUCGGUGAUAGGCAUGUUAGGUAUAGUGCUGAUGAUUUGCAGAAUUAUUUGCUGGAUCUGUAUGAAGGGUCUCAGAUGUCAUUGCACAAUCCUCACCGUAGAUGAUGAUUGUGGUGCUGAAGUGUAUUUGUAUUAGUAUUCAUUAAUCCAGCUACAGAUCAUUAGGCUUCCUAAGGGGAAAAGGCUGCUACCAUGUCUGAAGCUUUCUUUAAUCAUAUACAUGUGUAGUUAUGUGCAUCAUGGACGUUGUAUUUUUGGUAUCAAUCAUUAUGAUAAUUGAUAUGUGAUGGGGUUCGAAGUUCAAACAUACGAAUUUUGGUCAAUUUUGGAUUGCUUAGACUAGCUUUCGAUAUUUGAAUGGUCGUGUUCCAAAUACAGGGCAUCAUUAAUG
Linum trigynum is the source of this 4121-nucleotide messenger RNA. The record is from the annotation of a GenBank genome assembly. NCBI's taxonomy places the organism in Eukaryota, Viridiplantae, Streptophyta, Magnoliopsida, Malpighiales, Linaceae.